AUGUUGGAAUCGGCAGGCACACAUGUUUGUGACGCUCACAGUAAAAACAGUGUGAUUGAGUUGUCGAAGAUGCCACAUCCCGAGUAUGAGUUGAUGAGUCCUGAAGACAAAGCUGAGGCGAUGAAAGAGAAUGAAGCGAUAGAUCGGAAUGUGUCACAUGCGUAUGCCAAAUUGGAGAAGAUUGCAAAAGUGACGAUACCCGAGUUGUUGAAGAAGUUGUGUUUGAAUGUGUUACAAAUCACAAAUGGGAAGAGUACACAGACAUCGAGAUCUUU
Molecule: messenger RNA, 275 nt
Organism: Entamoeba invadens IP1
Lineage: Eukaryota; Evosea; Mastigamoebida; Endamoebidae
Exons: 1
Source: RefSeq, a predicted model, not a curated record